Messenger RNA from Asterias rubens (European starfish), 3347 nucleotides. Its product is annotated as zinc finger and SCAN domain-containing protein 2-like. The record is from RefSeq and is a predicted model, not a curated record. The transcript has 3 exons. NCBI's taxonomy places the organism in Eukaryota, Metazoa, Echinodermata, Asteroidea, Forcipulatida, Asteriidae. Bases 145 to 2820 code for a protein of 891 amino acids.
GGGAAUUUUACCAAGAUCUUGGGAAAUUGAUACCAAUCUUGGGAACUUGGAGAAAAAUAGAACAUAAAACUUAAAAGGGCAAACCUGUAAAACUUCUGUUAAGAAAGCAAGAGACAUUAGCUGUCAUCAUAGUCACUGUGCAAGAUGGCAGAGACCACUCCUCCGUCUCUGACACCAAUCAACAUGGACGUCCAUCCCCAGGAGGCUGAGGUCACAACAACAGAGGGUGCUGUUGAGGUUCAAGAGGUCGUCUCCGACGAAGGAGUCUACAUCACCCCCGAGAUGGCGACCCGUGUAACCUUCCAGCAGGAGGGCGUAUCUAUCUUAAGCUGCGAUGGGUCAAGAGACACCAGUCAGGUUCCGCAGGUCGAGCACAUCACUGAAAUUAUCAUCCCAUCUUCAGAGUUUGAGUCCAAGCCGGAAGGUGAAGAUGUCUUUAGAGCUGAUCUACCUAACAACAUGCCCGAGGCUGGGGAGACUUUUCCUGUUGAUAUCCCAAUGGCUGAAAGUAUCAUCAACUGCCCCGUGGAGCAGCAACAACCUACAGAUGGCUUUGCACAACAAGUUGAGACCAUCUUUCCUUCACAAUCAGAUGCAGGUUCUGAAAUGAAAGACGCCAUCGAUGGAGUGGAAGCAGAAGGACCCAGGAAUAGUAGUCAAGCCCCUCCAUCUCAGCAGAUUGACCCUAUCGAUGCCCUUGGCACACCAGCGGAGACACCAGAGAGUGAACCCCAGACUCUCGAGCAGACUCAAAAUCCCUCUGACAUUGUGCUUCAAGAUACUGAGCAGCCGCAGGAUAGUGCUGAAACCACGUUGGACAAUGCAAACGAAGAGCCUGACCAACAGGAUGAAGGCCCCAGUGUGCCAGACCUGAUCUUUGUCUGUGUUCACGGACAGACUUUCCGCUGUAAACCCCAGACCGGCACCCCCAUCAAAAGCCCUCCUAAGGAAGAACCAGUUAACUCUUGCGCUUGUAGUAAGUCGAAGAAGACAGCCCAGAGUAAACCAGCAGCAGACUCUCAAAAUAGCAGAUCAACGAGGAAGCUCCGUAACAGACGGCAGAAUUUUUACUGCGAUAGGUGUGAUGAGACAUUCACCCAGAAAUCUUCCUUUGAGCACCACAAGGCGUCUCACGAUGAUGAAGAGGAUGAUGAGGAGGCAGCAAUGGAGGAGGAAUUAUUGGAAGUGGGUGAAGAGACAAGUCUGACUGAGACUACCACCCAGAAGUCUCCAAGUGGACGAGUGCAAACAAGAAGCCUAAAGAAGAAAGACCGCCAAGAAAAACUCUGUCCAGAUUGUGGAAAGCUCUUCAGAACUGACAAGGCACUGCAGACGCAUAAAAGACAGCAUGAGAGAGAAAAUUGUAAGGAGGAUGGCGGGGAGAACUCCCCGACUAAGGAUGGGAAACAACGGAACCUGUCCUGUACCACUUGCAACAAGACAUUUACCAGGAUGUAUGAUGUUGAACGCCACAUGGAGACGCACAUUGACGGCGAUCGUAGGAAGUGCCGGUCUUGCGCGAAAUCAUUUCAGACCAUCAAGAGCAGGGAGAGACAUGAGACCUUGCACUGUGACACUAAAAGGCAGAACAAGUGCGAGACCUGUGAUGUGGUGUUUGGCAGCAAGUUCAAGCUGCUCCGUCACGAGCGCGAACACCUAACCUCAGAGGAGAUUGAGAAUCUGUCCUGCAAGACUUGCUCAAAAGUGUUCACCAAUGCAAACAGCCUGCUGCGUCAUGAGAAACUUCACCUCAAAGAGCAGGGUGCCACGAUCACCUGUUUGCACUGUCCUGAGACUUUCGACGACCGAUUUACUUUUAACACUCACAAAAAGACGCACACUGUUAAAGCCUAUCAGUGUGACCUGUGCAGCAUGAAGUUUAAGCACGAGUACCUCUUGAACAUUCAUAUGAAGCGUUUGACGUGCCAAAAGAAGCGAGAAAGCCUAUGCGAUGUGCAGUGCAAACUCUGCCAGAAGAUUGUCAAGGGAACGGCCACACUGAAGCGUCACAUGCGUACUCACACCAAAGAGAAACCAUAUCCGUGCCGCAUUGGAUGCGGGUCUGCCUUUUCCAGCACCAGCAACAGGCUGAGCCACGAGCGUAUGUAUUGUAAAAUGAGCCCGAGCUACCUCUGUCCCCACUGUGGAGAAGUCCUAUCCAACCAGGCGAGGUUGAUAUACCACGAAAGCAAGUACCAUGGUAUAGGGCCUGUUGUUGCUGGACAGCGAACACAGACCACAGAGUUUCCGUGCAGAUUCUGCGGGAAAGUCUUCUUCUUCAAGGGAGGCCGAAAGCGUCACGAGCGCAUCCACACUGAUGAGAAACCAUACAUGUGUCAGUUUUGCCCUAAGGCCUUCGUCCACGCUAGCGCUUUGGUUUGCCACGAGCGUGUCCACACCAAAGCGAGACCGUACAAAUGCGACGAGUGCGGCAAAGCGUUCUCACAAGCGACUCACCUUAAGACACACACCCGGGUCCACACUAAAGAGAAACCGUACAAGUGUCGCUUGUGCGAUAAAUCCUUCUCCCACAUGGGCACGCGGAAGAGCCAUGAGGGAACCCAUAAGAACGUGGACCCCGGAGUGCAAGCAGAUGAUCCCAUGGUCCAAAGAGUUAACGAGUUCCAGAUAACCCAGCAGGACCAACAAGGGAUUCCUGCCGAGAUUAAAGUUGUUCACCAUGAAGUACCCGUUCAACACAAGCUCCACGCGAGUCACCAUGAACAUGAGGUGCAGGCAGCUGAUGUGAUCUUGCAGUUACUCGAGAGUGGGAGUCGAGUCCCGAACUUUGAGGGGUUUGUGCACCUUGCGCCAUCUUAAGAGCAAAGGAACUUUGUGUUAAUCAAAAUGAGCAUCUAGGAUCCUUUUAAGGGGGGUUCCUUUCUGCUAAUCAGACGUAUGUAAAAAUGUUCAGUUCCAGUUCUAAGGGCUCGUCAAAAGUUUUUGUUUCAUAAGUGUUUGGGUACUUUUUGUACGACGCAAAAUUCAAAGUAAAUCGAACCCAUCCUCUACAUACAUGUAUGUAGUUUUCAUUUCAACAAACACAUCAUACAACCUGUGAAGAUUUUAUCAAAAUUGCCAAACGAUUUAGGUGCUCCCUUGGGAUAUUUUGCACAUCAUAUUGAGCUUCUUUAGAUUGUGGCAAUCAAAAUAUGUAAUAUUAGUGAAAUCUGGUUUGAUUUUUGUAAUUUUGUGAGAUUAGAUUGAAAAACAGCUUGUUUUCUUUCUUUUGUUAAAUAUAACUGACUACUGACGAAUCCUGUGCUUUGUCCUUUACACAAAUUUGAAUCUUUUUCUUACUUUAUUGUUAUGUACAUGUAUAUUUCAAGGAACAUUACAGAAUUGGU